Cucurbita pepo subsp. pepo (vegetable marrow) is the source of this 864-nucleotide messenger RNA. Its product is annotated as autophagy-related protein 8C. The record is from RefSeq and is a predicted model, not a curated record. NCBI's taxonomy places the organism in Eukaryota, Viridiplantae, Streptophyta, Magnoliopsida, Cucurbitales, Cucurbitaceae.
GGGGAUUGAGAAGAAAGCCAGGUACGCUUCUUCGUCUUCAAGUCUUCGGCCGUUAUUUUAUGAUCGAUCUCUCGCCAACUUGAUUUUCCCGUCUCUUUCGCCAUUUUCAUUUAAUUGGCUUUGCCAAUCGUUAUCUCAGGCACUGAUUGCGUCGAUUCUGCCUCGAAAAAAAUUGAGAUUCGCCAUGGCUAAAAGCUCGUUCAAGCUCGAACACCCUCUAGAAAGGAGACAAGCUGAAGCUGUUCGCAUCAGGGAGAAAUACCCGGAUAGGAUUCCCGUGAUUGUGGAGAAAGCAGAAAGGAGUGACAUUCCUGACAUUGAUAAGAAGAAGUACCUCGUCCCUGCUGAUCUGACUGUUGGGCAGUUUGUUUAUGUUAUCCGGAAAAGGAUUAAGCUUAGCUCUGAGAAGGCGAUUUUCAUCUUUAUAAAAAACACACUACCUCCAACUGCUGGUUUGAUGUCAGCAAUCUAUGAUGAAAACAAGGAUGAAGAUGGUUUUCUUUACAUGACUUACAGUGGGGAGAACACCUUUGGAUUCUGAUUGCUUCAAAUCAAAGUUCAUCUCCCUGUAAAUAGAGCUUAAAAAGCUGUAAAUUCUCCCUGCCUUCUUUCUUUCCCUUUGCCAGUAAUGUUAGUGCCAUUUAAGACUUAAUUUAAGUGUUGGAUUCUGGAUUUGUUGGUGUUCUCCCCCGCCCCAACUAGAAACAAACGUGGGUGUCUGCUUGGUGAGACUCCAUACGUCCAGAUUCACCGGUGUCUAUUCCAUGGAAUUAUCAGAUGUUUCUGGAAAUUUUAUUUUCACGUUUGCUUCAUCAAAAUGUUAGCGACAUUUAAUCAUUCACGAUAAUCUAGUGUUUUAAGUCG